GCGAGGAAGCAAGAUUGGAAAAAAAAAACACUUGAGAAUGAUGAAUGGUAACGUUUUCAUUGCAGCCAAAGAUGGCAAUAUCGAUGCUAUUAAGAAAUUGCAUGGGCAAAACCCUUGCCAACUGAAGGAAGUUACUUAUGAAGACAACACUGCCCUGCACAUCGCUGCGAGGGAAGGACAUUUGGAGGUGGUUAAAUGGAUUCUUCAAAAUGUUAAAGACUGUUGUAUGUCUCGAGCUCGCAAUGCUGAUCUCAAUACACCGCUGCACGAAGCUGCUAAGAGGGGAAAUGCUGACAUAAUUAGAACUCUUCUUCGCUACAACAAGUGUGCAGCCAGUAAACGCAAUCAGUUUGGAGAGUCAGCUCUGUUAAUAGCUUCAGAGCACGGUCACGUGGAAGCAGUUAGGGUUUUGGUGGAAGCCACGCCCUUAUAUAUCAUCAUCUGGCCAAGGGAGAACCACCAAACUUGCCUUCAUGUUGCUGCUUAUGGAGGGCAUUUAGUGAUAGUAAAGUUGAUACUUCAAAGGCCUAGUUUCUGCAAUAUUUUGCACCUCAUUGUGCUUAUGCGUGAUGUCCAUGGUUGCACUCCAUUGCAUUCUGCUGUUCAUGGGGGGAAUGCAAAUAUUGUGAGAGAAAUUGCAAACACAAAAUUUAGCUGCAGGUUAUGUAUUAAUUGGUUUGACAAGAGGUUAAUGACAAAGAAGGAUAUGUUUGGAAGGUGUGCAGUACAUUUAGCAGCAAUCAAGGGCGAUCAAGAGAUGAUAGAUAAUUUUCUUUCAGAAAUGCCAUAUUGUACCGAAAUUCGUAGUAGAGAUCUUAAAACUGCUCUACACUUUGCUGUGGAGAACAAUCAAUUUGAGAUAGUGAAGAAGCUACUCCCGCAAGACAAGAUAGAAGAAAUGGCAGAACUAGUGAGAUAUGACCGAGACAUUUCUGGAAAUACACUGCUACACUUGGCCAUCAUCAAUGGAGGGGAUCCAGAGCUUGUAGAAUAUAUUUUACCAUUUGUAAAUGUGAACGCCAUCAAUAAUGACGGACUAAGAGCAAUUGACAAAGCUCCUCUUGCAACAUUUCAAAAUGAACCCUGCUUUACUAAGAUCACAUGGAUUGUCGAAGAGGCCGGAGGAUCUAGAAGUUUCAUAGGAAAUUCCAGACAUUCGAAUUCAGUGGAUUUCAAACAAGAGAGCAAUGGAAUUCAUAAAAUCAUGGAUGUGGACACACUGGUGGCGUCGCUCAUUGCCACCAUCACAUUUGCAGCCAUUUUUACUGUACCAGGAGGAACUUACAAUAAUGACAGUGGAACUGGCGGUAAGAGUGCACGAGCUGCUACUGCACAUGGACACAGUGGAGAUGUCUCCACAAAUAACGGAAUUGCUCGUCUGACAUUGAACACUCUUUUCCAAGUGUUCUUGUUCUCUGAUAGCCUUGCCAUGUUUGCCUCCCUCACAGUUGUUAUUGCCUGGUUAUUUCGAGAACGGUUACAAACAAAGCUUAUUGCAGAUCGUUCAUUAUUAGCCAAUUUAACAGUUGUGAGCUUGGGGACUUCUGUAGUUUCCACCGGACUUGCAUUCUUGAGCGCAACCAUCCUAAUCACAAUACCCCCUUCUAAAUAUGCAGAUGUAGAGAAUAGUGGUAAAUAUAGAUUACUGUUUUGGGGUGAGAUAUUGACAGCGUUUUCUGCACCAGCACUUUCGCUCAUUUUCCUCUCAACUUUGUGGACUAUUGAGUAUCAUUUCAAAGCUACAGUGGAAUUCCGAGCCCGACUUAGAAAGCAACUUAAAGAAGCCCUCAUCUAUAUAAUUCCACCUUUUGCUAUUGUAUUGGGAAUUAUUAUUGGAAUUCCGAGCCCAAAUUAGAAAGCAACUUAAAGAAGCCCUCAUCUAUAUAAUUUCACCUUUUACUAUUGUAUUGUGAAUUAUUGUUCGUUAUGGAUUUACUAAAUUUUGAGAAAACAAUGGACAAUAUGUUUUGUGUAA
This is a messenger RNA of Cryptomeria japonica (Japanese cedar), 1975 nucleotides long. RefSeq names its product ankyrin repeat-containing protein NPR4. NCBI's taxonomy places the organism in Eukaryota, Viridiplantae, Streptophyta, Pinopsida, Cupressales, Cupressaceae. The record is from RefSeq and is a predicted model, not a curated record. Gene Ontology annotation, cellular component: plasma membrane. The transcript is spliced from 3 exons. The coding region runs from base 38 to 1855 and encodes 605 amino acids. Gene Ontology annotation, molecular function: protein phosphatase 1 binding; protein phosphatase regulator activity.